Molecule: messenger RNA, 1017 nt
Organism: Phaeoacremonium minimum UCRPA7
Lineage: Eukaryota; Fungi; Ascomycota; Sordariomycetes; Togniniales; Togniniaceae
Product: putative zinc-binding dehydrogenase protein
Exons: 1
Coding region: 1-1017 (338 amino acids)
Cellular component (GO): mitochondrion
Molecular function (GO): oxidoreductase activity
Source: RefSeq, a predicted model, not a curated record
AUGUCUACUACAGUUCGCAAAGUUCUCAUCUCUGCGUUUGGCGAUGUCGACAAGGUCAGCGUUGUUAGUGCCGAAAUCCCAGCCCCGGUUGCGAAUGAGGUGCAGGUCAAAGUCGUCUACUCUGGCUUCUCUGGCGCAGACAUCAACAUGCGACUUGGCCGUUAUCCCAUGCAGAAGGCAGCACCGUUGACACCUGGCUACUGCUUCACCGGCCGUGUCCACGCCAACGGCCCCCGAUGCAGUAAAUUCAAGGUUGGCGAUCUUGUUACAGCUAUCACAAUGUACGACUCUGAGGCAGAACUGGUCAACGUGCCAGAGAAGUCUCUUGUUGCUGUACCUGAGGGUCUCAAUCUCCAGCAGGUCACUGCAUUGACACUGGAUUGGAACACGGCAUAUGGCAUGGUAACACAUGCUGCCAAGGUCUCCAAGGGACAACGAGUCUUCAUUCAUGGCAUGAGUGGCUCAGUCGGGUACGCAACCCUUGUCCUAUGUCAGUUGCAGGGCGCGGUGGUCUAUGGCACUGCAUCGGAGCGAAAUCAUGCUGCACUACGAAAACUUGGUGCAACUCCUUUCGUCUACACCAACAAAGAUUGGAUGACCGCGAUGCGUGAACUGGGAGGUGCUCAUGUUGUGUUCGAUCCACUUGGCUACGAGAGCUGGGACGAGUCUUACAGCGUCCUCUGCGAUAAAGAGCAUAGCACCCUGGUUGGCUUUGGGCAGAACCUGGCAACUUUCAAUGGAGAGGCUGAGAGAUCACCCAUGACACCUAUUUUCAAACUGUUGUUGCGCAACUUGACCUUCUGUCCUUACAAGAAGACAGUGUUCUACUACAUCAAGCCUAAGAGCAAGCAGUUCGAACCAGACCUGCGUGCUCUGCUGGACUUGCUUGCAGCAGGCACCAUCUCGCCGUCGAUCAAGGGUGUUUGGGAUAUGGAAAAUAUCAAAGAUGCGCAUCAGAGCUGGUCAAAGUCAUCGGGGAUUGGAGCCAUGGUGAUUCGCGUGGCGAAGGAAGACUAA